GCAACACGCGUCUGUCGAUAGUGGUCCGGCAAACGGCGAACACAUUAUACCGGCGUACCGACGUACCGACGACGGACACAAGACUAUUCGCAAGUGAGUAACGAUAUUCUUAUAAAUCUGAUUGGUAGGACGCGUAUAUAAUAUCUACAGCCCCCAUCGGCUAUCCCGAGUCCGACGUAACCGCGUUAGUUCCGGGGGUUCAGCAAUAAACGCAUAGCCCGUACCUGUUGGUCCGAACCCGACACUGCAACGAGGGAGUUGUUAGUCAUAUUGUAUACCUAAAACGUAGUCGACGAAAAGCCACCGUGGGUUAAGAUAAAGCAGAGGGAAAACGGGAAAAGUUAACCUAUCCAUCGGCUCAAAUCCGACAAUGAUCCGUGGAAGUUAAUGUCGUACGCCUAAACUCCGUGUCCGUGUCCGUGUCGAUGAGAUACCGCGACGGGUUUUAUGUAUUUUCACAUACAAAAGUGUCUAUAAAUAUACGGGAACGGGGAUUAUUAAUAUAAUAAUAAUAGUUAAUUAUAUUACAUGUAUGUUAAUUUAAUUAUUCACUAUCCAUUAAUUUGAUAGAACACUCAUAUUUGCUUUAUCUAGUUGUGACCAAUUUUGAGAUAUAAACAUUUAAAUGUUGCAACUUUGAUAUAUAAAUGGUAGAUACUCUGUGGUUAAAAUUGUUAGGUUAAACAGAAGUACUUGGAAAUUAUUCUUAAACUAUUACGUUCACUGUAAGUUGUACUUAGAUGAAUGUAAUCUUGUUUUUUUUUUUUUUUUUUUAUAAGAAUUUUAAAAUCAAAUUUUGACAAAAAUCGUAUAUAUUACGGCCUUUUAAAACAUGCAUAACCAAACUUCGCUCCGAAUUGUUUUUCAUUAGCAAUGGUUUAUCGUUGCUUACAGGUAUAAUAAUAGCGCACCCAUGCCCAGUAACAGGACAUUAUUUUUUAACUUUAGUUUUAAAACAAAUUUAAAAUAGAGGAAUCAUAGCGCAAGUCACUAAUCAUUAUUACAGGAGAAAAAAAACGGACAUACUUCACAUUUGCCUUUCUAGACAUGGUAAAAUUUUCAAAAUAUUUGAAUCAUUUUUAAGCCUUUUAUACAAAUUUUUAUAUUUUUGUUGAAAUUCAGUUAAAAGUUUCGUUAAAAUUUACGAAAAACGGAAAAUAUACGAAAUGCAGAUAUUAGUAAAAAAAUAUUACGGCCCUUUUUUUUUACUGUGAACAACUUUUCUUCCAGCAAUUUUGCCCAAUUUACAAAGAUAGCACUCUUUCUGAAAGGAAAUCUGACCGGGCUAGGUACUUUAGGGAGAUGAUUUUUUGAUUUUCCCGAAAAAUAGGAAAACCAUGGAAAAAAACGGGAAAAUAAAUACAAUACUAAACAAAUAUUAUUAAAGAAAAUAUAUAAUGCAUAUUAUAUUAUUAUUUUACCAUAAUGUGACAUAUAUAUUGUUGAUAAAGCAUUCUCUCAGAACCGUUUUUCGUUAGCAAUGGUUAAUCGUUGCGUACAAAUAAAUAUACAUUCAAUUUCCUCUUUAUCUUCCAAACUUUUCACCUACAACAGUAGCCUACGUGGGAAGUAUGACCGUCCUUUUCCUAAUACUUAUACCUUGUACCUAAUAUAUGGUAUGUAGACAUCGUACACACAUAUAUAUUCUGAUCAGUGGCGUGGCGUGCGAUAUUCGAUUUGCAAUAAAUCCAGUUAUCUAUAAAUUAGCCUACCCCCUCCCCCAAUAAAAAUUAUUUUAAUCACCCGUGGUGGUACAUGCUAAUUUUUUCGAUUCAGGUAUACCUUUUUUAUUUCAAUUUUUUUUUUAAAAUUUUAAAGUUAAAAUGGAUGUCGAUUAUACAUGGGAAACAGCGACGAACAACGCCGUAUCGAUUCAAAAACUGGAAGAACAUUUUCGGAAAAAUUUCUCACCAUAUCAACCGGAAUACUAUAUCAAAGUGCCGGGUAGAGUGAACUUGAUCGGAGAACACGUUGACUAUUGCGGUUAUUCCGUAUUCUCGAUGGCCAUUGAACAAUGUAUCGUGGUGGCGGCCAAGAGAAUAAAUGACCAACCAACUGUUCAGCUCACUAACUUGAGUUCGGAAAGAUACGAAAAUGUUUCUAAAAACAUAUUGGAUAUAAGGUAAACCAAACGUAAUAAGAUUUUUAUUAAUUUAAAAAUAAUAAAUUAUCAGGCGCAAUCUAACAAUAAAUAUUGCAGUGUGGAUUCGUUGAGCAAGAGUCCGCAUUGGUCAAAUAAUUUUUUGUGCGGUGUAAAAGGAGCCCGAGAACAUCUAAUUGAAAACGAACUGAUACCAGGGAAAAAUGUUGGAUUUCUGUUUGCGGUCACCGGUAAUAUUCCGGAGAAUUCAGGAUUAAGCAGUUCGAGUGCUUUGGUAACAGCUGCUGUGAUGGCAACCUUGGUCGGAUAUGGAGUGUGUAUAUUUUUUUUUGUUUGUCAUAGCGUUUAAUGUAAAGAAUGAAAAAAAUUAUAAAACAAUAACAAUAUGUCAAUAUCAAAAUAAUAAUAUGUAGUAACGACGGAAAAUGAGUAAAAUAUACUACAAUAAAUAAUAACCAAAUUCGUCAUGAAAUAGCGGUAUGAAUAAGUAAAUUGUUAACGAUAACUUUUUUUAGGUUCGCAUCAGCCAAUUAAAGUUAGCCGAAGUCAGUGCCAAGUGCAAAAGAUAUAUCGGAACAGCCAGCAGUGGAGUGGAUCAAGCGAUAGCAGUGAAUGCCAAAGAAGGUUAGACCAAAAGCUACUAUACAAAAUACUUACGCAUGCAUGUAAGAUAUAUACAAACAUGUAUACGUUUUACUAGUGAUUUCAUGAAAAUUUGUUUUGGGGAAAAUUUCAAAAAGUUGAAAAUUAUGAAAAUUGUAUAAUUUCUUUAAUUAAUUUCUUAUUAAAUAAAUCCUUUGAUAUUAUAUCUCUUAUAUACUGGUCUAAAUAUUUUGGCGGAAAGGUUUUUUUCAUAAAAUAUUAAAUAAAAUAAUGAUUUUAAGAAAUAUAAUAUAAUAAAAUAUAGUUUUUCAUUAUGAGUUUUUUAAGAAGAAUAGCACAUAAUUUAAGUAUGAUGAAUUAAGUAUUUUAAUUUUUAAUAUUAUAUCUAUAGAUUAACCUAUUUAUAUUAUUACAUUUUUAUCAUUUUUAUUACAUAUUUUAUAAUUUAUCAGUAUAUGAAUAUUUACAUUUUUAUUUUAUAUGAUAUUACUACUAUAAAAUGACAAUGAAUAUAAUAUGUUUAAAUAAAAAAUUGCCCUAUGUCAAAAUGUCCAAGACCACCUUAUGUAGUUAUACAUAGUAUAUUAAACCUUCAUAAUUAUAUUUAAAACCAUGUACUUGUAUUACCAUUUACUCAUUUCAAUAUUAUUUUGGUAUUAUUCUAUUGACCAUAAUAUAGGAAAUCUAAAAUACAAAUAAAUUGAUCUCAGUAAUAAAUGCAUAUCUAUUAUCAUUAAAAAUUUUUUAUUUCAGUAUAAAUGUUGAGUCAUUGAGUGUGUAAACAUUUUCUUACAAUUAUUGAUUUUUCAAUAUUUUGUUGUAAUUUAUUGUUUGUCAUUUCCACAAUUUUACACUAACUACUUUUUAUGAGUAGUUAUCACUUAUUACUAUUAGUAUCUAUAGUACUAUAGUAUUAUUACUUAUCAUUUAUUAGUUAUUACUUUUUACUAAUUGCUUUGUAUCUAGUUUAAACAUAAGACCACAAGUCACAACUAUUUAUACAUUUUAAUUGAUAAAUAUGUUUUAUUGUAAACAUGUAGCCAUGUAGAAACACCUAUACAGGGUAAUUCACUAAAUGUACUUAUCCAAUUUUUUUGGUUAAAUUUCACAUACAUUCAAGUUUUGAUUUUUAGAAUUUUUUAAUGUAGUUAAAGCCAAUAUUUUCGAAGACUUGGAUUUUCACAACAUUUAAAGAGUAUCCUGAAGCUUUAUUAAAUAUAUUUUGUUGUUAACAUUUUUGAUUUCCGCAAACCUGUUAAAGAGAUAUUCCAAUUUAAGUUAAGGCAGUGGAAAAGUAGCAAAGCACUAAUAAAACGCUGCGCGCUGAGCCACCACAAAAAUGAUACUCCAUUACUUAAACACCAACAUUUAAUUUUAGUAUUCGAAAAUAUCGGCUUUAACUACAAACAAAAAUUCCAAAAAACAGAAUUUGAAUAUUUGCAACAUUUAAUGAUAAUAUAAUAUAAUGAUAAUAGUCAUAAAUUCAUAACAGUAUCUACAUAAUCAUUGUUAAUGUGUACUUAUUAUCAUUUGUAUUAGAUUUAAGCAUUGAUAACCAAUAAUAUAUUUAGCUAUAAUGUAUCGAUACCAACUAAACAACCUCAUAUUAUGUUAUGAAAAUGUCAUGUAAUUAUGUUGUGAAAAUUAAAUUAAAACUAAAAUUUUCAGAAAAUUUUAAUGAAAAAAAAAGUGUUCUAGCCCACACAUUCUCUAAGUUUUACAAUAAAAACUAAAGUACAACAGUAGUUUUCCCAUAGAACUUAUGACUAUUAGCGAAUAUGUAUUGUUAAAUUCCAAGUACAAUUUAACUUUCUUUUAGGUUAUGCUUCUCGUAUUGAUUUCAACCCGAUGAUGAUUAAACAGUACCAUCUACCGAGUGACGUAAAGUUUAUCGUUGCACAAAGUCUAGUUGUCAAAAAUAAAACGGCAUCAAAUGAUUUCCACACUAGAGUAGUUGAAUGCAAACUCGCUUCUCAGGUAUAUAUGAUUUUUGGUGACUUAGUUUUGAGUAUUUGAAUAUUUAUCUUAUUGAUUUAUUUACAUAUCAUAGAUAAUCGCCAAACGAUUGAAUCUCACAUGGAAACAUAUGACGGUAUUGGCAACACUUCAAAAAAAUUUGGGCAAUACUUUAGAUCAAAUGAUCGAAUUGGUCCACCAGAAUUUACAUGUCGAUGGGUAUUCCAAAAAAGAAGUUUGUAAUAAUAUUUUAUGUGUUUGUAAAAUAAACAAUUACAAAUAAUAAUAAUAAUAAUAAUACUUUUAGAUAUGUGAAAUUUUAAAUGUGUCCGAAAACGAGCUCGACGAGCUGAGUUUAACGCCCAAUACGAUUCACGUUACUGAAUUUUUCUUACAUCAAAGGGCUCUACACGUAUUUGAAGGUCGACUUUACAAAAAUGAUUUCUCUUUCAUUUAAUUUUAAAACUCUCUUCUUGCAAUAUUUGUUACCUAUUAGUUCUUAUUACAGCCAUAUUUAUUGUAAUAGUAUGAUGUAUUUGAUCCUAUUUCAAUAUUGUCGUUACAGAAGCUAAAAGGAUGGAAAUGUUUUGCGACCUUUGUGAAAAUUCCGGUACGACAUCGGACCUUGGGCAGCUGAUGAACGAAAGUCACUCGUCUCUGCGUGACCUAUACCAAUGCAGUCACCCGGAUCUGGAGGAGUUAGUAGAUGUCUGCAAACGAGGACAUGCUUUCGGUUGUAAACUAACGGGAGGCGGGUAAGAGAAUUUAUAAUAUUACAAAUCAAAAUGUUUCACAAAUAUUAAAUAAUGUGUGUGUCUAUAUUUAUGUAUACUUAUCACAGUUGGGGAGGAUGCGUGGUGGCCAUGGUUCCAUCGGCCAGUGCUGACGAAUUCGUGGAGUUUGUCAAAGACCAGUUUUACUCGAAGAGAAAUUUUGACGAAAAAUGUAUUUUUGCCACAAAUCCAUCAGAAGGCGCUUGCGCGUAUUUGCCCUCUGAAGCCCAAGAUGGAACACCAGAAUUUUCGAAGCUCGUUCAUUUAUAAAUAUUUUAAAGUAGUUUUUCAGUUAAACUGUAAAAUCGGUAUUAAAUUUUAUCAUAUUAAUAUGGUAUAUUGCAUUUCUGAU
Molecule: messenger RNA, 5785 nt
Organism: Cinara cedri
Lineage: Eukaryota; Metazoa; Arthropoda; Insecta; Hemiptera; Aphididae
Source: the annotation of a GenBank genome assembly